AUGCUUAUCCAAGAAUUUAUUACAACUCCAAGUUUUGAAGUCAAAACAAUCUUGGUUGAUGAAGUUAAUCUUGUGGCUGCUGGACAAAUGUUAAUGGAGAAGAGAACCAAACUAUUUUGGUCCCCAUGUGCAGCCCAUUGCCUUGAUCUAAUCCUUGAGGACAUUGGAGAGCUUCCGGUAUUCUAUAAUACCAUUGCUAAUGCAAAGAAGAUUACUACCUACAUAUAUAGACAUACAUGGGUCCUUAAUUUGUAUAAACAAUAUUCCAAUGGAGGGGAAUUAGCAAGACCAGCUGUGACAAGAUUUGCAACUUCUUAUCUUACACUAAAUUGCAUUAAACAACAAAAGAAUGCUCUUAGAUCAAUGUUUGCAUCGGAGGAAUGGGCUACUAGUCCACAUGCUAGUAAAAGUGAGGCUAAGCAAGUCAUGAACCUAGUGUUGAGUGAUGAUAGAUUUUGGAGAUCAAUUACAUAUUGUCUAAAGUGCGUGAUUCCACUUGUGAAAGUGUUAAGGCUUGUAGAUGGUGAUUCAAAGCCAGCCUCACCAUACAUUUAUGAAGCAAUGGAUAGGGCUAAAGAGAAAAUUGCUCAAAACUUUCAAAUGCAAGAGUCAAGGUAUAAAAAAGUGUGGAAGAUUAUUGACACUAGGUGGAAUCUGCAGCUUCAUAGGCCUCUUCAUGCAGCUGCCUAUUAUCUCAAUCCUAGGUAUCAUUAUGACAAGAACUUCAAUCCGGAUAGUGAAGUGUUAAUUGGUUUAUAUGAAACCUUUCAAAGAAUGGUUUCGGAUAUAAGGACAAGAGUUAUAAUAGAUCAACAACUUGAAAAGUUUAAGGGUAAAAAAUAA
Messenger RNA from Cajanus cajan (pigeon pea), 843 nucleotides. The record is from RefSeq and is a predicted model, not a curated record. NCBI's taxonomy places the organism in Eukaryota, Viridiplantae, Streptophyta, Magnoliopsida, Fabales, Fabaceae.